AUGGUUGUUGGAGAUCAGCAGCUGGUGGUGGUCAAUGGCGGGAUUAUUAAAGAGUGGACAUAUAAAGGCUGCUCACAAGGACUUGUUUGCAAUCAGACGGAAUAUGUGGAUCUGAAAGUGAAGAAGACUUAUAUCAGUUCCCAGUGUUGUAAUACUGACUUUUGUAACACGGGCGACUAUUACGCGCGGGUCCCCGUGUCUCAGCUAUGGUGUUAUAAGUGCGUGGGUAAUAGUGUGUCUUGUGCAGCAUCCAAUCUGGAUAGAAUCCAAUGUGCCGGAGUACAAGAUCGCUGUAUGACGUUCAGCACCGUCUAUGUUAAUGAUUCCAGCUCUGACGUUGUCUAUAAAGGUUGUGGAACCGGCAACCUGUGCGGACGUCGGCUGGAUUAUAACACGGGUGGUACCAGGGUCUACAAGCAGGUGUCAUGUUGUGGAAGCGACUACUGCAACCAAGGCGUACCAACAGUGACAGUGAACAAGACGUCAAAUGGCCUUCAGUGCUAUGCGUGCAACGAGACUGGCAGAGGAGAGUGCACUACUCCGAUCACGAGCACAGUCUCCUGCACAGGAAACAUGACCUCAUGCCUGGAAGUAGUAGGGUUUCCUCGGGGAAGCACUCUUAUGCGCGGCUGCUGCUCCGGGGACGUGUGUUUUGGCCUCUCGGCUUCCAUGAAUCUACAGGCCAGCCAAAAGCUGUACUGCUGUCAGGGCAAUCUGUGCAACACUGGAGAUAUCGCAUCAUAUUUCAAGUCCAGCUCCAACACUGCACGCAGGAGUGUGCUCCUCAUAGGGGGCGCCCUACUGGUACUCAUGAAGGGUCUAUGGACACAGCUGUGAAAGGAGCCAAGAAGAUGAGGGGGAGAGUCAUUUACUGCAACACUGUGCAACUAUGGAGUCCACAUCUACAAAGCAGACAUAUUGUGAGCUGGACCAGGGUUGUAUACUGGGGGGCAGGGAUCCAAAAGUAAAUGAUUAUGGGGCACCACCUCCUUGUACAAGCUUCCAACAGGCUCAUGGCUGAUCCUCUUUUACUGCCCUUGCACAGAUGCCACACACCACAAAAAAGCAGGGUUCGCAUAAUUCUGCCAGACAGUUUCCCCAUGUCAGCACCAGUCACAAUGCCCCUACAAUAAUAUUAUAUGAUGUGCCCCAUAACAGUGCCAGCACUGGUGCCCCUAUAAUAGUGCCAUCCACUAUGCCCAUAAACAACACCAGCCAUAGAGCCUCCAUCACAGCACCAGUCACAGUACUGCUGAAAAAGAGCCAGCCAUGCCGCCCCCAUAAGUGUCAUCCACAAAGCCCCCAUAACAUAACUCCAUAUUCCCUAAUGUUUCCUCCACAAACUUUAAGAUAUAAGCACAUAGCCAAUCAGUUGUCACCCAUAUGUAACAUCCACUUCCUGUCAGCUGUAUGUAACAUCCACUUCCUGUCAGCCGUAUGUAAUAUCCACUUCCUGUCAGCUGUAUGUA
Messenger RNA from Bufo bufo (common toad), 1469 nucleotides. Its product is annotated as urokinase plasminogen activator surface receptor-like. The coding region runs from base 1 to 837 and encodes 278 amino acids. The record is from RefSeq and is a predicted model, not a curated record. The transcript is spliced from 7 exons. Gene Ontology annotation, cellular component: plasma membrane. Lineage: Eukaryota; Metazoa; Chordata; Amphibia; Anura; Bufonidae.